AUGGCUUCCAUAGACGGUGCCGCCGCCGCCGCCUCAUCUGUGUCAACAGCAGAACAAGAUCCAAAAUGUAUAACUGACAGGGUCACUAGCCUACCACUGGUCAGCUCCGCCUACGACAUGGUGUCCUCCGUUUACACCUCCACUAAAGAGAGCCACCCCUAUGUGAAAUUGGUCUGUGAUGCGGCAGAGACGGGGGUCAAAACCAUCGCUGCAGCUGCCGCCAGUGGGGCCCAGCCCAUCUUGACUAAGCUGGAGCCACAGAUCUCGAGCGCCAACGAAUACGCUUGCAAGGGGCUGGAUAAACUGGAGGAGAAGUUGCCGAUCCUUCAACAGCCGACCGAUAAGAUCUUUUCUGACACCAAAGAGCUGGUGACUUCUACCGUGUCGGGGGCCAAAGAUGCUAUCAGCAACACUGUCACGGGGGCCAGGGAUGCCGUCACCAGCACAGUGACCGGGGUGGUUGACAAGACCAAGGAGGCGGUCCAAGGAGGCGUGGAGAUGACCAGAUCGGCAGUGGCCACCAGCGUCAACACGAUGAUGACCUCCUCAGUGGGUCAGAUGGUGGCCAGUGGUGUGGAUGCCAUGCUGGAGAAGUCCGAAGGCCUGGUCGAUCACUACCUUCCAGUAACAGAGGAGGAACUGGUUCAACUGGCCACCUCCAUGGAAGGUUUUGACAUGGCCACCGUGGCAGAGCAGCAAGAGCAGCGGGGCUAUUUUGUCCGCCUGGGGUCCCUCUCGAGCAAAGUCCGCCACCGGGCCUACCAGCACUCCCUGGGCAAGCUGAGGAAUGCCAGGCAGGGCACUCAAGACGCCCUUUCCCAGCUCUCCCAGACAAUCGAACUGAUCGAGCACCUGAAGCAAGGGGUUGACCAGAAAAUCCAAAGUGCCCAAGAGAAAUUGCAUCAGAUGUGGCUGCAGUGGAGUCAGAAGGAGUCCCCUGAAGUCAGCCAGAAAGAUGCUCCUCAGCCAGAGAUUGAAUCUCAAGCUUUGGAGGUCUCCCGUGGCCUCGCUCAGCAGCUACACUCCACCACCGUGGCUCUGGUCUCCAACCUCCAAGGCCUCCCUGCCGGCAUCCAGGAGAAAGUGAGCCUCGUCCGUCAAAACGUCGACGAACUCCGGAUGUCAUUUUUAUCUGCCAAGUCCUUCCAGGACUUGUCUACGUCCAUCUUGGCCCAGAGCCGGGAGAGGGUCGCCCAGGCCCGCGAGCUGACAGAUGAGUUGAUGGAGUAUGUUACUCAUAACGCUCCGCUCUCCUGGGUGGUGGGGCCCUUUGCUGCAUCAGGCAAGCCAAAAAGGGAGGAAAUAGAGAUGCAGUAG
Messenger RNA from Euleptes europaea (tarantolino), 1317 nucleotides. RefSeq names its product perilipin-3-like. Gene Ontology annotation, cellular component: lipid droplet; cytosol. The transcript is spliced from 7 exons. The record is from RefSeq and is a predicted model, not a curated record. Lineage: Eukaryota; Metazoa; Chordata; Lepidosauria; Squamata; Sphaerodactylidae. Gene Ontology annotation, biological process: positive regulation of triglyceride storage; lipid storage. Bases 1 to 1317 code for a protein of 438 amino acids.